Messenger RNA from Helobdella robusta, 618 nucleotides. RefSeq lists its product as hypothetical. NCBI's taxonomy places the organism in Eukaryota, Metazoa, Annelida, Clitellata, Rhynchobdellida, Glossiphoniidae. The transcript has a single exon. The record is from RefSeq and is a predicted model, not a curated record. Bases 1 to 618 code for a protein of 205 amino acids.
AUGUCUGGAAAUAAGAUUUAUUUCGGUUUAGAAUCGUUCGAUAGUUACAAACUAUCCCUACCUUGCUCCAGCAAACAGGAGACCAAGAAAUUCUUUCCAGGUUUGAUACACGAUGAAACAUUCGUUAUGGACCAUCCCAGUCAAUCAAACGCAGAAGCAUAUCGGAAAGAUCAUAAAAUAAAUGACACUUUUCUAGUUCCUACAAAUGUUGAAAAGUGCAAAAGGAGUUCAAACACUGGCAAUCAAGAUGGAACAUUUGUCGUUGGGACGAAACGAGAAACAGUUCUUCCCGUUGAAAAAACUUUUCUGGUUCACAAAGCUCUUGUGCCUAAUCCGAUGUUGCGAGAUGAACAACCAGUACCACACAACGUUCUGAUAACUCGAUCAAGUUCCAGAAAUAAUUUAUUGGAGCUGACAGGAACGUUGAAUGAUCCCUCCUUAGAUGACCUCUCCAUGUUAUGUCAUCAUGGAUCGUUUAUAGAACAGAAACAAUGGAAAGAUGAGGAUGACAGAGCAUCAAAUUGUAAUAAUGUUCAAAAAAACAAAAAUGUUCCUGUUAGGAACGUACAUAAGAAUAAGGGUGGAAACAGGAACAUUUUAUUGAAGAAAAAAUUUUGA